GGCGCUCCGACUCGGGCGAAGUUCUCGCGCAGCCGGCUCGCCGCGGCCGGGGCCGGUCCCGGCGGGCGGCGGCGGCGGCGGGUGCUCGGAGCCGGGCGGGGCGGCGGCGGCGGCGCGGGGACGCGCGCUGUCUCUUUAAGGGAGCUCGGUCUGGGGUGGCGCUUUCCUCCGCGAAGGCUCCUUUGAUAUUAAUAGUGUUGGUGUCUUGAAACUGACGUAAUGCGCGGAGACUGAGGUCCUGACAAGCGAUAACAUUUCUGAUAAAGACCCGAUCUCACUGCAAUCUCUAGCGUCCUCUUUUUUGGUGCUGCUGGUUUCUCCAGACCUCGCGUCCUCUCGAUUGCUCUCUCGCCUUCCUAUUUCUUUUUUUUUUUUUUUUAAACAAAAAACAACACCCCCUCCCCUCUCCCACCCGGCACCGGGCACAUCCUUGCUCUAUUUCCUUUCUCUUUCUCUCUCUCUUUAUCUCUCUCUCUCUCUCCCUCUUUUUUAAUAAGGGUGGGGGAGGGAAAGGGGGGGAGGCAGGAAAGACCUUUUUCUCUCCCCCCCGCAAUAAUCCAAGAUCAACUCUGCAAACAACAGAAGACGGUUCAUGGCUUUGGCCGCCGCGCCACCAUCUUUCGGGCUGCCGAGGGUGUUCUUGACGAUUAAUCAACAGAAACUUCAAGCGGCUUCCUGCUUUCUCCAAGUGGUCCAGCCUCAUCAACUGGGAUUCAAGAUUCUGUCUUAUUAACCUUGGCAACCACGUCUUCCAUAUGUACAGAUCAGCUCUCAAAAUGUCUUCUGUGUCUUCCGAGCGUCUUCUAAGACAAUUGCAUUAGCCUCCUGCUAGUUGACUAAUAGAAUUAAUAAUUGUAAAAAGCACUCUAAAGCCACAUGCCUUAUGAAGUCAAUGCUGGGUAUGAUUUUACAAAUAUGGUCCGGAAAAAGAACCCCCCUCUGAGAAACGUUGCGAGUGAAGGCGAGGGCCAGAUCCUGGAGCCUAUAGGUACAGAAAGCAAGGUAUCUGGAAAGAACAAAGAAUUUUCUGCAGAUCAGAUGUCAGAAAAUACGGAUCAGAGUGAUGCUGCAGAACUAAAUCAUAAGGAGGAACAUAGCUUGCAUGUUCAAGAUCCAUCUUCUAGCAGUAAGAAGGACUUGAAAAGCGCAGUCCUGAGUGAGAAGGCUGGCUUCAAUUAUGAAAGCCCCAGUAAGGGAGGAAACCUUCCCUCCUUUCCGCAUGAUGAGGUGACAGACAGAAAUAUGUUGGCUUUCUCAUCUCCAGCUGCUGGGGGAGUCUGUGAGCCCUUGAAGUCUCCUCAAAGAGCAGAGGCAGAUGACCCUCAAGAUAUGGCCUGCACCCCCUCAGGGGACUCAGUGGAGACAAAAGAAGAUCAGAAGAUGUCACCAAAGGCUACGGAGGAAACAGGGCAAGCACAGAGUGGUCAAGCCAAUUGUCAAGGUUUGAGCCCAGUUUCAGUGGCCUCAAAAAACCCACAAGUGCCUUCAGAUGGGGGUGUAAGACUGAAUAAAUCCAAAACUGACUUACUGGUGAAUGACAACCCAGACCCGGCACCUCUGUCUCCAGAGCUUCAGGACUUUAAAUGCAAUAUCUGUGGAUAUGGUUACUAUGGCAACGACCCCACAGAUCUGAUUAAGCACUUCCGAAAGUAUCACUUAGGACUGCAUAACCGCACCAGGCAGGAUGCUGAGCUGGACAGCAAAAUCUUGGCCCUUCAUAACAUGGUGCAGUUCAGCCAUUCCAAAGACUUCCAGAAGGUCAACCGUUCUGUGUUUUCUGGUGUGCUGCAGGACAUCAAUUCUUCAAGGCCUGUUUUACUAAAUGGGACCUAUGAUGUGCAGGUGACUUCAGGUGGAACAUUCAUUGGCAUUGGACGGAAAACACCAGAUUGCCAAGGGAACACCAAGUAUUUCCGCUGUAAAUUCUGCAAUUUCACUUAUAUGGGCAACUCAUCCACCGAACUAGAACAACAUUUUCUUCAGACUCACCCAAACAAAAUAAAAGCUUCUCUCCCCUCCUCUGAGGUUGCAAAACCUUCAGAGAAAAACUCUAACAAGUCCAUCUCUGCACUUCGAUCCAGUGAUUCUGGAGACUUGGGAAAAUGGCAGGACAAGAUAACAGUCAAAGCAGGAGAUGACACUCCUGUUGGGUACUCAGUGCCCAUAAAGCCCCUCGAUUCCUCGAGACAAAAUGGUACAGAGGCCACCAGUUACUACUGGUGUAAAUUUUGUAGUUUCAGCUGUGAGUCAUCUAGCUCACUUAAACUGCUAGAACAUUAUGGCAAGCAGCACGGAGCAGUGCAGUCAGGCAGCCUUAAUCCAGAGUUGAAUGAUAAGCUUUCCAGGGGCUCUGUCAUUAAUCAGAAUGAUCUAGCCAAAAGUUCAGAAGGAGAGACAAUGACCAAGGCAGACAAGAGCUCGAGUGGGGCUAAAAAGAAGGACUUCUCCAGCAAGGGAGCCGAGGAUAAUGUGGUAACGAGCUAUAAUUGUCAGUUCUGUGACUUCCGAUAUUCCAAAAGCCACGGCCCCGAUGUAAUUGUAGUGGGGCCACUUCUCCGUCAUUAUCAACAGCUCCAUAACAUUCACAAGUGUACCAUUAAACACUGUCCAUUCUGUCCCAGAGGACUUUGCAGCCCAGAAAAGCACCUUGGAGAAAUUACUUAUCCGUUUGCUUGUAGAAAAAGUAAUUGUUCCCACUGUGCACUCUUGCUUCUGCACUUGUCCCCUGGGGCGGCUGGAAGCUCGCGAGUCAAACAUCAGUGCCAUCAGUGUUCAUUCACCACCCCUGAUGUAGAUGUACUCCUCUUUCACUAUGAGAGUGUGCAUGAGUCCCAAGCAUCGGAUGUCAAACAAGAAGCAAAUCACCUGCAAGGAUCAGAUGGGCAGCAGUCUGUCAAGGAAAGCAAAGAACACUCAUGUACCAAAUGUGAUUUUAUUACCCAGGUGGAAGAAGAGAUUUCCCGACACUACAGGAGAGCACACAGCUGCUACAAAUGCCGUCAGUGCAGUUUUACAGCUGCCGAUACUCAGUCACUACUGGAGCACUUCAACACUGUUCACUGCCAGGAACAGGACAUCACUACAGCCAACGGCGAAGAGGACGGUCAUGCCAUAUCCACCAUCAAAGAGGAGCCCAAAAUUGACUUCAAGGUCUACAAUCUGCUAACUCCAGACUCUAAAAUGGGAGAGCCAGUUUCUGAGAGUGUGGUGAAGAGAGAGAAGCUGGAAGAGAAGGACGGGCUCAAAGAGAAAGUUUGGACCGAGAGUUCCAGUGAUGACCUUCGCAAUGUGACUUGGAGAGGGGCAGACAUCCUGCGGGGGAGUCCGUCAUACACCCAAGCAAGCCUGGGGCUGCUGACGCCUGUGUCCGGCACCCAAGAGCAGACAAAGACUCUAAGGGAUAGUCCCAAUGUGGAAGCUGCCCAUCUGGCGCGACCUAUUUAUGGCUUGGCUGUGGAAACCAAGGGAUUCCUGCAGGGGGUGCCAGCUGGCGGAGAGAAGUCUGGGGCCCUCCCCCAGCAGUAUCCUGCAUCGGGAGAAAACAAGUCCAAGGAUGAAUCCCAGUCCCUGUUACGGAGGCGUAGAGGCUCCGGUGUUUUUUGUGCCAAUUGCCUGACCACAAAAACCUCUCUCUGGCGAAAGAAUGCAAAUGGCGGAUAUGUAUGCAACGCGUGUGGCCUCUACCAGAAGCUUCACUCGACUCCCAGGCCUUUAAACAUCAUUAAACAAAACAACGGUGAGCAGAUUAUUAGGAGGAGAACAAGAAAGCGCCUUAACCCAGAGGCACUUCAGGCUGAGCAGCUCAACAAACAGCAGAGGGGCAGCAAUGAGGAGCAAGUCAAUGGAAGCCCGUUAGAGAGGAGGUCAGAAGAUCAUCUAACUGAAAGUCACCAGAGAGAAAUUCCGCUCCCCAGCCUAAGUAAAUACGAAGCCCAGGGUUCAUUGACUAAAAGCCAUUCUGCUCAGCAGCCAGUCCUGGUCAGCCAAACUCUGGAUAUUCACAAAAGGAUGCAACCUUUGCACAUUCAGAUAAAAAGUCCUCAGGAAAGUACUGGAGAUCCAGGAAAUAGUUCAUCCGUAUCUGAAGGGAAAGGAAGUUCUGAGAGAGGCAGUCCUAUAGAAAAGUACAUGAGACCUGCGAAACACCCAAAUUAUUCACCACCAGGCAGCCCUAUUGAAAAGUACCAGUACCCACUUUUUGGACUUCCCUUUGUACAUAAUGACUUCCAGAGUGAAGCUGAUUGGCUGCGGUUCUGGAGUAAAUAUAAGCUCUCCGUUCCUGGGAAUCCGCACUACUUGAGUCACGUGCCUGGCCUACCAAAUCCUUGCCAAAACUAUGUGCCUUAUCCCACCUUCAAUCUGCCUCCUCAUUUUUCAGCUGUUGGAUCAGACAAUGACAUUCCUCUAGAUUUGGCGAUCAAGCAUUCCAGACCUGGGCCAACUGCAAACGGUGCCUCCAAGGAGAAAACGAAGGCACCACCAAAUGUAAAAAAUGAAGGUCCCUUGAAUGUAGUAAAAACAGAGAAAGUUGAUAGAAGUACUCAAGAUGAACUUUCAACAAAAUGUGUGCACUGUGGCAUUGUCUUUCUGGAUGAAGUGAUGUAUGCUUUGCAUAUGAGUUGCCAUGGUGACAGUGGACCUUUCCAGUGCAGCAUAUGCCAGCAUCUUUGCACGGACAAAUAUGAUUUCACAACACAUAUCCAGAGGGGCCUGCAUAGGAACAAUGCACAAGUGGAAAAAAAUGGAAAACCUAAAGAGUAAAACCUUAGCACUUAGCACAAUUAAAUAGAAAUAGGUUUUCUUGAUGGGAAUUCAAUAGCUUGUAAUGUCUUAUGAAGACCUAUUAAAAAAAUACUUCAUAGAGCCUGCCUUAUCCAACAUGAAAUUCCCUUCUUUUAUUAUUCUUUCUUUUGAUGAGUAGGUUACCAAGAUUAAAAAGGGAGAUAAAUGGUCAAUGAGAAAGAAUGGAAGAUGGUAAACCAUCACUUUUUAAAACCUGUUAAGUCAAAACCAUCUUGGCUAAUAUGUACUGGGGAAAUAAUCCAUAAGAGAUAUCACCAGACUAGAAUUAAUGUAUUUACAAAGAAAGAGACCAAAACUGUCUAGAAUUUGAAAGGGUUUACAUAUUAUUAUACUAAAGCAGUACUGGACUGGCCAUUGGACCAUUUGUUCCAAAACCCAUAAAUUGUUGCCUAAAUUUAUAAUUAUCAUGAAACCCUAGGCAGAGGAGGAGAAAUUGAAGGUCCAGGGCAAUGAAAGAAAAAUGGCGCCCUCUCAAUUUAGUCUUCUCUUAUUGGCCAUGUUUCAGAUUUUGACCUAGAAAUGCGAGCUGUGGUUAGGCUUGGUUAGAGUGCAGCAAGAAACAUGACAGAUGGUGGCACGCUGUUUUUAGCCAGCCCUGCCUGUACAUACACAUGCACACCCUCUCUGAUAUUUUUGUCCUUUAGAUGUUCAAAUACUCAGUAGUCCUUUUGUUUGCGGUUUAGAUUCAUUUUGUCCACACAUGUACCCAUUUUAAAAAACAAUGUCCUCGAUGCUUCUGUAGUCAUUUCAUUUUAGCCAGGUAUUUCUUUCUUGUGUGUGAUGAACCAGUAUGGAUUUGCUUUUCUAAGCCUCCUGUUGGUUACUAAUCUCACUUGGCACAUUAUAACUAAAGGAAUCCCCUCAAUUCAAAAGCAUAGAUGGAUACAAAUGUCAGACCAUGGGUUUAAUUUGUUUAGAACACAUGGCAUUUCUUCACAAGGUAACCUGCUGUAUUUAUUUAUUUUCUUUUGGUUAAAUAUAAUUUCCAAACUUUGUGGUCAGGCAGCGUCUAAGGUUACGUUACCACAGACUGACAGUUGGUAUAUGUACCAGCCAAUCCCUUCAUUAAAUGUAUACAGAUUUAGUUAAGUAGCAUUAAAUAGGAUUCUUAGAAGUAUGUCCUCAUAGAACUUUUAAUACUUAAGGCUUUGUAAAAACUAUCCAUGAAGGGAAAGCUCCUCAGCAUAACUGCUCAGGGAAAUAGGGCUAAAUAACUGAACAUUAAAUAAUUGGUUAAAGGUGCUGUUAGUCGAGCCUCAAUGCUUGCUACAAGGAUGUAUGUACAAGGACUGACUUUAAUAAUUUGCAUUAUAUUGUCCCAACCAGUAGUUUAUUUUUUGCCACGGAGAUGUAGAAGAUAUUACAAGCUACUGGAUGCACUGUCAGAUUAACUUAUUUCAUUAAAGAAGUUGGGAGAACAAAUAGGAAAAAAAAACUUAUUUUUCUAGUAAAUAUUAAUGUAUUACAUUUCAAAUAAUGGUGCCUGACAUAUUGAAUAAUUAUUUUCUACAGUGUACGUAUGCAACAAAGAUAUUCCAUCAUGCAUUAGAGUCAGUUCUGGCUCUGCCUAGCUGUUUACAUUUGCAAAUGUAGCAAACAAGGUAAUGAAGCAACUAUUUCUAUUGCAGUAGAUAUCCUUUUGUGUGUGUGUGUGUGCAUUAAAGUUGUAAACGGUAACAUGAAACAAAUGAAAGUUCUUGCUAUAAUGGUAUGGAAAACAGGAAGGAAAUGAAAAUAUUUUUAUGCCUACUUAGGAAAAAAAGGGUAGCACUAUUCAUUCCAAGUACUUUUUUUUUUUAAAUUUUUAAGCUCUUAACUCACAUUGUUAUGCUUAAGAUGAUAAACAUAUAUCCUCUUUUUAUUGCUUUGUCUAUGUUUCAUAUGAAACAUUUCAGAAAUUAUUUUGAUAAGUGUUGCUGGAAUCUGCAACGCUGAUGUUUUUAUUGCAUUCUGUAGUCGCAUUUGCACUCCAUUUUUACAUUAAUUCGCAGUUGCUUUGUAUCGUUUUGUUUUGUUUGGGUUUUGUUUCUUUUCCACAGUGCCGGGUCUUCGUUUCUUAAAGUUGGAUGGCAGGUAGAGUUCAACCAGUUCGUGACUGUUGUAGCGAAUGAAGUUAAAAAAAUGUCUUUCUGAUGUUGUGUUGUCAUUUUCAUUCUUGCAUUUUUUUGUUUGCAUAUUAAAAAAAGAGAAAAGAGAAAGCAAGAGACAGAAAUCAGGACUAAGUCCUCUGCUUCAGUUUCAUUGUUAACGGGCCUUAUUCUGAUCUCACCUGUUGCGUAGCUCUAAUAUUCACAUAAACUGAAAUAAAGAAGUGGAAUGAGGAGCUUUGACAUUCAAAUUAUGUGAUGUAAUUUAUCUUCCGUAGGAAUUUUGAUGGAUGCAUCUCAAAAUGUAUAGCCAGACUUGAGAGGUGACAAUUAAAGAUCUAAAAAAGAGAGGAGAUUCCCCCAAACAACAAUAUUUAAUUUUCUUAGUAAAAAGAAUAACAAAAUGCAUCAUGGCAAUCCUUAAGCAACGUUAUCUAUGUGGACUGCUUAAAUCAGCAAAACACCAGAAGUUUGGUUAACUUGGGCAAUAUGACAAGUAUUACUUUUUGGGCAAAACUACUCAUUAAGCAAUUUCUCUAGUGUGUCGGACACAAAUAGGUUCUUUAUUUUUGGCAUGUAUGCCUUUUUAUUUUCAUUCAGUUUUUUUUUUCUCAGACAGACAUAGUAGUAAUGACUAGCAUUGGAAAAUACAUAUCACUAUUCUUGGAAUAUUUAUGGUCAGUCUACUUUUUAGUAGAAUAUUUUUGGAUAGCAUUGACACGAUAGAUCUUAUUCCAUACUUCUUUAUUAUUGAUAAUUUUAUUUUCAUUUUUGCUUUCAUUAUUAUACAUAUUUUGGUGGAGAAGAGGUUGGGCUUUUUUAAAAGAGACAAAAAUUUAUUAUAACACUAAACACUCCUUAUUCUUUUGACUUAUUAAAGCCUUUAUUCCAUCUCUCAAGAUAUAUUAUAAAAUUUAUUUUUUUAAUUUAAGAUUUCUGAAUUAUUUUAUCUUAAAUUGUGAUUUUAAACGAGCUAUUAUGGUACGGAACGUUUUUUUAAUGAGGAAUUUCAUGAUGAUUUAGGAAUUUUCUCUCUUGGAAAAGGCUUCCCCUGUGAUGAAAACGAUGUGCCAGCUAAAAUUGUGUGCCAUUUAAAAACUGAAAAUCUUUUAAAAUUAUUUGUCUAUAUUCUAAAUUGAGCUUUGGAUCAAACUUUAGGCCAGGACCAGCUCAUGCGUUCUCACUCUUCCUUUUCUCACUCUUUCUCUCAUCACUCACCUCUGUAUUCAUUCUGUUGUUUGGGAUAGAAAAAUCAUAAAGAGCCAACCCACCUCAGAACGUUGUGGAUUGAGAGAGACACUACAUGACUCCAAGUAUAUGAGAAAAGGACAGAGCUCUAAUUGAUAACUCUGCAGGUCAAAAGGAAAAGAGUAUGCCCAAUUCUCUCUACAUGACAUAUUGAGAUUUUUUUUAAUCAACUUUUAAGAUAGUGAUGUUCUGUUCUAAACUGUUCUGUUUUAGUAAAGGUAGAUUUUUAGAAAACAAGCAUGGGGAUUCUUUUCUAAGGUAAUAUUAAUGAGAAGGGAAAAAAGUAUCUUUAACAGCUCUUUGUUGAAGCCUGUGGUAGCACAUUAUGUUUAUAAUUGCACAUGUGCACAUAAUCUAUUAUGAUCCAAUGCAAAUACAGCUCCAAAAAUAUUAAAUGUAUAUAUAUUUUAAAAUGCCUGAGGAAAUACAUUUUUCUUAAUAAACUGAAGAGUCUCAGUAUGGCUAUUAAAAUAAUUAUUAGCCUCCUGCUGUGUGGCUGCAAAACAUCACAAAGUGACCGGUCUUGAGACCUGUGAACUGCUGCCUGUUUAGUAAAUAAAAUUAAUGCAUUUCUAGAGGGGGAAUAUCUGCCAUCCAGUGGUGGAAAUGUGGAGUAAAGAAGCUGGUGGUCCGCUUCUGUGCUGUUUGCCAGCCUUUUGCCUUAAGUUGAGAGGAGCUCAACUUCAGCUACUGCCUUUGGGUUGAGAGCCAUGGCAAAAAAAAAAAAAAGAAAAAAGAAUCAAGGCAUCUUUGGUGAGCCAGUAAGGUGAAAGCUUGCUGACUGUCCAAGGCACAAGAGAAAAUUGAGGAAUUGAAAUGCAACCUGAGUAUCAAACUAAAUAUUCUAACCAAAGGUAGGUACUGUUAGCUGGAAUUCUAUCAGCAGGCAACUGCAAAUGAGAAGAAGAUAGAAGGACGCCCGUCGGGACUUUGGAGGGCAGUGUUAUUUUCCCAAAGAAAGACUUGCCAAGGGCAGAGGCAUGGAUUCUUUGCAGAGCACUUCCUUUUGGUUUUUCAAUACUGUUUCAUAGACAGUGGGCUCACAUGUUCCUGAUAGUGCUGCAGUUGCUUAGAAAGCAUCCCAGUUAAUUGCAGUAAUUAGAACUCCUGGAAUAUGCUAGGGCAGAAGUAUGUCAAGUCAGGGAUGAAGAAAAUGUGAAAUUCAAGAGUAAUCCACACGUGAGAAACUAGACAAUAUACAUUCAUGUGUUCUCUUGAAAGGAAAGGGAGAGCUGUAAGCUUCACUCUGUCCUACACCAGAGAAAAGCAGGAAUAACUUUACCGUGGAAAUAAUGUUUAGCUUUUAUCAGAGAAAAUGGUCCUUCUAGAGCAUAGAGUCCCAAAACUCAAUUCUGGUUUUCCCCUGGUUGUUUUUUGUUUUUUUUGUUUUUUUUCAACAUAUGAACUGCAGCAUAUCACUUUUUCUUUUUGUGCCUCAGGUUCCUCAGCUGUAAAAUUGAAAAAAUAUAUUAAUAAUAUUAUUAAUAAUAAUAAUGGUAACGUAGUACUUGUUUGUAAAGCACUUUGAGAUCCUUGGUUGAAAGGCACCAUAGGAGUGCCAAGUAUUAUUAUGUGGCCAAGGGGGUUAUUUAAACUGUCAGUUCCCAAAGGCCAGGAAAGGUUGGGGUCAUUUUUCUGAAAGAUGAGCUGUAAAUAUCAACUAGGCAGCCAAUAGUGUUGACUAUGAAGAUGCAAAACUAUUACUAGGCUGAUAAAACCAUAGUUUCUUAAUGGCUACCAAUAAGGCAAAUAUCACAGUAAUAAAUGCCAAAUUCCUUAGGGUGGACUAUUUGACAACUACAUGGAAAAUUUGGGGGGAGGCAUGCGGGGGGAACAUCUCAAAAUGCCAGUGUAAAAUUUAACUUACAGCAAUAUUCACCAGCAGAAAAUGUCUUUCAUAUGGAAUGAUUUCAUGUUGCUAAGAAAAAGAAUUCAAUUUGUAGUCCUGAUUUGAAUACUAGAAUGUUGGCUAUAAUAGUUCUGUUCUUACAACACAUGAAAUUUUUUCGUUUUAUUUUAUUUUGUUUUCAUAGUGCAUGUUCAUUUCUACUCACAAACAUGUUCUUGGUGUAUUUCUUAUGCAAACAAUCUUCAGGCAGCAAAGAUGUCUGUUACAUCUAAACUUGAAUAAUAAAGUUUUACCACCAGUUACACAUAA
Molecule: messenger RNA, 10296 nt
Organism: Pongo pygmaeus (Bornean orangutan)
Lineage: Eukaryota; Metazoa; Chordata; Mammalia; Primates; Hominidae
Gene: TRPS1
Product: transcriptional repressor GATA binding 1
Exons: 8
Coding region: 877-4761 (1294 amino acids)
Biological process (GO): regulation of transcription by RNA polymerase II
Cellular component (GO): nucleus
Molecular function (GO): zinc ion binding; RNA polymerase II transcription regulatory region sequence-specific DNA binding; DNA-binding transcription factor activity
Source: RefSeq, a predicted model, not a curated record